Messenger RNA from Salvia hispanica, 1980 nucleotides. It is a transcript of the gene ATJ1, whose product is annotated as DNAJ heat shock family protein. Lineage: Eukaryota; Viridiplantae; Streptophyta; Magnoliopsida; Lamiales; Lamiaceae. Gene Ontology annotation, cellular component: cytoplasm. Gene Ontology annotation, biological process: response to heat; protein refolding. The record is from RefSeq and is a predicted model, not a curated record. Gene Ontology annotation, molecular function: ATP binding; heat shock protein binding.
AAAGGGUUUAAGCAUAGCUUUAAACCCCUCCCCAAUUUCAUUUUCCCUAUAUUGCCGUAAAGCUCAAGCAUGCGUCGAUGGCUGGCGUCUUCGCCCAAAUCACUCGCCGAUAAACUAUUGAAAACUUAUGCUAAAUCCUCCGAUGGAAUCUUAUGUGGGAAAAUACCCAAUUUACAGCGGGCAUUGCUUCAUUCUCCAUGUCGAUGGAAUCAUUCACCCGCUGCAUAUCAGUUCGGUUAUAGGGAAUGUCUGGCCGGUUUUGCACAUAAUGAGAUGCUGUUUUCAAGGCGUUUCAUCCACGCCACAGGAGCUUGUCGGUCUGAGGCACGUGAUUACUAUGAGAUUCUUGGCGUGUCUGGAGAUGCCACGGUCGAUGAGAUUAAAAAGGCUUUCCGUGCUCUGGCGAAGAAGUACCAUCCUGAUGCCAAUAAGAAUAAUCCUUCCGCAAGCAGAAAAUUUCAAGAGAUAAGAGAGGCGUAUGAGACUUUGAAAGAUCCUGAUAAGAAAACACAUUAUGACAGGUUGAGACGGAGUUCAAAAACAAAUGGGACGAGGAGCUCAGAUAAUUUUAACACCGGCUCGAGUCGCUUUAGACAUGCUCAUGGAGCUCAGUUCUCUGAUUCAUUUCACAAAAUUUUUUCUGAGAUUUUUGAAAAUGAAACUGAAAAUGUGGGUGGCGAUAUUCAGGUGGAACUUGUGCUUACAUUUUCUGAAGCUGCUCACGGAUGCACUAAGCAUUUUUCAUUUGAUGCAGAUGUGCCAUGUGAUUCUUGCGGUGGCCGAGGCCAUCCCUUGGAUGCUCAGACAAUUAUGUGUCCAACUUGCAGAGGCAUUGGAAGAGUGACAAUACCGCCUUUUACCACAACUUGCAGUACUUGUAAAGGUGCUGGACGAAUAAUCAAGGAAUACUGCACAGCUUGCGGAGGAUCAGGUGCGUGUAAAGGAGUCAGGGAUGCCCGAGUAACUAUACCGGCAGGUGUGGAUGCUGGUGAUACAGUUCGUGUAGCAAGAGCUGGUAAUUCUGGUGCAUGGGGAAGCACUUCUGGCGACCUAAUUAUUAAAAUAAAGGUUGCAGAAGAUCCCAUAUUUUCCAGAGAUGGUGCUGAUCUUUAUGUUGACAAAUAUAUCAGCCUUACACAAGCCAUUCUUGGUGGCAGUGUUGAUGUGCCUACCCUUUCCGGAAAAAAGCAAUUGACAAUUCCUCGGGGGGUUCAACAUGGGCAAUUGGUUAAGUUAAGAGGCCAAGGAUUGCCAAAGAGUGGUUUCAUGGUGACCCAUGGAGAUCAGUACAUACGCUUCUGCAUAAAACUUCCUCCCACCGUAACUGAGAGACAACGUGUAAUACUAGAAGAAUUUGAGAAGGAACAAUCUGAUGAAGAUAGCAGAUCUGCUUCCAGCAGUUGCAGGCUUUAUCAGCGGCUAUCUACUGGUUGAACUGUACAGGUGGCAGUAUUGGGUGAGACGUUCCGCUUGGCCUGAGUUUGUACUGGAGUUCUCCGUAUUGACGAUGAUAUUGCUAGUACUCGUCAAAGUCUUGAACUAGGGCCACUACACGCACAAGCGUAUAGAGAUUGAGUGGCAAACCAGUGCAUAAUCUACACAAUCAUCUCUGUCUACAAAAAUUUUGUUUGACGAAUAGAGGAAGUGGUGAAAUUCUUCUUAGCUCUUGAACAGUUACCAUCAAGGACUCGGUUUCAAGAGGUUUGCUUCACUUGUAAGAAUCAAGAGUAACCAACAACAUCAUUUUGCCUUGCUUCACUUGUACAUUGAUAUUGGAUUCUUUCAUUCUUUCUUCAUACAAAUAUUGUACGACUCUCACAUUGAAAGAAUGAUAUACUGAUAUACACAUGAAACUUCUGUUGUUCCAUACUGCGCGGCCGGGACGCCCCGUUGGAAGCUGUGGAAUCCCAGAGAUUGUCUUGUAAAUUGGUGUUACUAAUGACGUACCUGAGUUUUAUCGUGAUUUCUUAUUCUUUGGUA